Messenger RNA from Octodon degus (degu), 1374 nucleotides. Its product is annotated as lysine-rich nucleolar protein 1-like. Bases 4 to 1374 code for a protein of 456 amino acids. The record is from RefSeq and is a predicted model, not a curated record. The transcript has a single exon. Lineage: Eukaryota; Metazoa; Chordata; Mammalia; Rodentia; Octodontidae.
GAAAUGAUCACCAAAACUCAGAAAGUAGACCUGGAUAUUGGGCUUCCAGAGAAAAAGAAGAAGAAGAAGGAGGAGGAGGUAGUCAAAGAACCAGAGACUCAAUACUCAGGUGUAAAUGAUAAGAAUUAUUUUGCUGAUAAUUCUGUGAGGACCACAUCCCACUCUAGGACUGUAAGCCAAGAGCAGAUGUCCCAUAUACCCUUGUUGAAGAAAAAAAAGAAGAAAAAGACAGGCCACAGCAACUUUUAUGAAGAACUCCCAGAAUCUGAGCUCACAUCACAAGCGAGACAGACAGAGAAGUCACCCAGCCCCAGGAAGCAGGCCUUUGACCACUCAGAGUCCUUCAGUGGGAAGAAAAAGAAGAGGAAGACCUUGCCUUUGGCCACAUCAGAGGGCUCAGAGGUAAAGACCUCCCCUGACCCCAGUCUGGGUGAGGAGACAACCAGAGUUUGCAAGAAGCCCAAAAAACACAAGAAGGAAAGAAAGGACCAGGAUACCACAGCCUGUUCUGUCCAGGACCCUUGGCUCUGUGAGGCAGGAGAUGCUACGUAUGGAUGCAUGGUGGAGAAGGGGGCUGAGGAGCAGGCAUCCUCGGGGCAGAAAGGGAAGCAGGGCAGCUCCAGAGAACACAGCAGGAAAGUGAAGAAGAAGAAAGUGCACCAGGAAGAAGACACCCUCCCAGGCCAUUCUGAGCUCUCCAGGUCCAUGGAGACCAACCCUAGGAAAGGAAAGAAGAAGAAGCCAGUCAGAAUUGAGGUUGUAGAGUACAUCCCACUAGGAGAUCACCCUAAAGCCAGAGUGAAGAAGAAAACAAAGGCUAAGAAAAAGGAAGAAAAUCCAGUUGUUGAGCUGGCUCAGAAAAGGAAGAAAAAGAAGAAGAAAGAGAGCACGGUAACAGUAGACCCCUUGGAGGAGGAGCCAGAUACAGACCUGGAGGUGGUGAUGGAGAAGAAAGGCAACAUGGACGAGGCACACAUAGACCAGGUGAGGCGAAAGGCCUUGCAGGAAGAGAUUGAUCGGGAGUCAGGCAAGACAGAAGCAUUUGAACCCAGGAAGUGGACGGGAACCCAGUUUGGCCAGUGGGAUACUGCAGAUUUUGAAAACAAGGAACAGAAACUGAAAUUUCUCAAACUUAUGGGUGGCUUUAAGAAUCUGUCCCCUUCCGUCAGCUGCUCCCCUUGCAUGACCACAAGGCCCAACAUGGCCCUUGGCAAGGUAGCAGCUGACACCCUGCAGCAGAAGUUGCAGCAGGACUACGACCGGGCCAUUAGCUGGAAGUACAACCGGGGUGCUGGACUUGGCUUCUCUGCCACCUCCAACAGAGUCUUCUACAUUGACAAGAAUGCAUCUAGGUCUGUCAGGUUGGAAGAUUAA